Molecule: messenger RNA, 620 nt
Organism: Kogia breviceps (pygmy sperm whale)
Lineage: Eukaryota; Metazoa; Chordata; Mammalia; Artiodactyla; Physeteridae
Source: RefSeq, a predicted model, not a curated record
UUUUGUAAGGCAGGUAUGGUGGUGUUGAACUCCAGCUUUUGCUUGCCUCGGAGCAUCUGAAUCUUUCUUUCAUUUCUGAAGGACAACUUUGCCAGUGUGCUGGAACUUCUCUGCUGGACUCUGCAGUUGCACGAAAGCACUCUUCUCGGAAGCAGGAUGUUGAUGCCUCUGGGGAAACAGGUCUUUUUUACCGGCGUGGUGGCUAGCGGGGGCUGCGCCCUUUUGUACUACCUGAUGCAGAAAACUUUUUCCAGGGCUUCCUAUUACCAGUUGGCGUUGGAGCAUCUGCACAGCCACCCCGAGGCACUGGAAGCUCUGGGCACUCCUCUCAGCGUUCACUAUCUCCGACUCACUGACAAGUACAACUUCGUGGACAUUGCCGAUGCAAAGUUGAAGAUUCCUGUCUCUGGACCCAAGUCAGAGGGCCACCUCUAUGUCAGCUCAUCCAGAGAUGCCCCCUUUAAGAGAUGGAACCUUCAGGAGGUCUUCUUAGAGCUCAAGGAUGGCCAGCAGAUUCUCCUGUUCAAGCCCGGUGGGGAGAAGAGCCAUGAGCUGAAAAAGGAGUGAAGGUAUUUAUUAAAGACCAGCCCCUCCGAGCCUGGCCUCCCUCCUCACCAUGG